AUGCCGGCGGGCAUGACGAAGCAUGGCUCCCGCUCCACCAGCUCGCUGCCGCCCGAGCCCAUGGAGAUCGUGCGCAGCAAGGCGUGCUCGAGGCGCGUCCGCCUCAACGUCGGGGGUCUGGCACACGAGGUGCUCUGGCGCACCCUGGACCGCCUGCCCCGCACGCGGCUGGGCAAGCUACGCGACUGCAACACGCACGACUCGCUGCUCGAGGUGUGUGACGACUACAGCCUCGACGACAACGAGUACUUCUUCGACCGCCAUCCAGGCGCCUUCACCUCCAUCCUCAACUUCUACCGCACUGGGCGGCUGCACAUGAUGGAGGAGAUGUGCGCGCUGAGCUUCAGCCAAGAGCUUGACUACUGGGGCAUCGACGAAAUCUACCUGGAGUCCUGCUGCCAAGCCCGUUACCACCAGAAGAAGGAGCAGAUGAACGAGGAGCUCAAGCGGGAGGCCGAGACCCUGCGGGAGCGAGAGGGGGAGGAGUUCGAUAACACGUGCUGUGCAGAGAAAAGGAAAAAGCUCUGGGACCUCCUGGAGAAGCCCAAUUCCUCCGUGGCUGCCAAGAUCCUUGCCAUAAUUUCCAUCAUGUUCAUCGUCCUCUCCACCAUUGCCCUGUCACUCAACACGCUGCCCGAGCUGCAGAGCCUGGACGAGUUCGGCCAGACCACAGACAACCCCCAGCUGGCCCAUGUGGAGGCCGUGUGCAUUGCAUGGUUCACCAUGGAGUACCUGCUGCGGUUCCUGUCCUCACCCAAGAAGUGGAAGUUCUUCAAGGGCCCACUCAAUGCCAUUGACUUGUUGGCCAUCUUGCCAUACUAUGUCACCAUCUUCCUCACCGAAUCCAACAAGAGUGUGCUGCAGUUCCAGAACGUCCGUCGUGUGGUCCAGAUAUUCCGCAUCAUGCGUAUCCUCCGCAUCCUUAAGCUCGCACGCCACUCCACCGGCCUCCAGUCCUUGGGCUUCACCCUGCGGAGGAGCUACAAUGAGCUCGGCUUGCUCAUCCUCUUCCUCGCCAUGGGCAUCAUGAUCUUCUCCAGCCUUGUCUUCUUUGCUGAGAAGGAUGAGGAUGACACCAAGUUCAAAAGCAUCCCAGCCUCUUUCUGGUGGGCCACCAUCACCAUGACGACCGUUGGGUAUGGAGACAUCUACCCCAAGACUCUCCUGGGGAAGAUUGUUGGGGGGCUCUGCUGCAUUGCAGGGGUCCUGGUGAUUGCUCUUCCCAUCCCCAUCAUUGUCAAUAACUUCUCUGAGUUCUACAAGGAGCAGAAGAGGCAGGAGAAAGCAAUCAAGCGGAGAGAGGCUCUGGAGAGAGCCAAGAGGAAUGGCAGCAUCGUGUCCAUGAACAUGAAAGAUGCUUUUGCCCGGAGCAUCGAGAUGAUGGACAUCGUGGUUGAGAAAAAUGGAGACAAUAUGAGUAAGAAGGACAAAGUGCAAGAUAAUCACUUGUCUCCCAACAAAUGGAAAUGGACAAAGAGGACACUGUCUGAAACUAGCUCAAGUAAGUCCUUUGAAACCAAGGAGCAGGGAUCCCCUGAGAAGGCCAGAUCAUCUUCUAGUCCUCAGCACCUGAAUGUCCAGCAGUUGGAAGACAUGUACAAUAAGAUGGCCAAGACCCAAUCUCAACCCAUCCUCAAUACCAAGGAGUCAACAACACAGAGCAAACCAAAGGAAGAACUUGAAAUGGAGAGUAUCCCCAGCCCUGUAGCCCCUCUGCCCACGCGUACAGAAGGGGUCAUAGACAUGCGAAGCAUGUCAAGCAUCGAUAGCUUCAUUAGCUGUGCCACAGACUUCCCCGAAGCCACCAGAUUCUCCCACAGCCCUUUGGCAUCACUUCCCAGCAAGACUGGGGGCAGCAUGGCCCCAGAGAUGGGCUGGCGGGGAGCUCUGGGUGCCAGUGGUGGUAGAUUUGUGGAGGCCAAUCCCACCCCUGAUGCUAGCCAUCGCUCUACCUUCUUCAUUGAGAGCCCCAAGAGUUCUCUGAAGACGAACAACCCCCUGAAGCUCCGAGCACUUAAAGUCAACUUCGUGGAGGGGGAUUCCAGUCCAUUAGUCCCUGUUCUGGGGAUGUACCACGACCCUCUUAGGAAUCGGGGGGGCGCUGCAGCUGCUGUCGCUGGACUGGAGUGUGCCACACUCUUGGACAGGCCUGUACUGAGUCCAGAGUCCUCCAUCUACACCACAGCAAGUGCUAGGACGCCCCCCCGAUCACCUGAGAAACACACAGCAAUAGCAUUCAACUUCGAAGCAGGUGUCCACCAGUACAUUGAUGCGGACACAGAUGAUGAGGGGCAGGUGCUCUACAGUGUAGAUUCCAGCCCUCCCAAGAGCGUCCACAUGAGCACCAGUCCCAAGUUCAGCGUCGGGACAAGAUCAGAGAAGAACCACUUUGAAAGCUCCCCCUUACCCACCUCCCCUAAGUUCUUAAGGCAGAACUGUAUUUACUCAACAGAGGCAUUGACUGGAAAAGGCCCCAGUGGCCAGGAAAAGUGCAAACUCGAGAACCACAUCUCCCCCGACGUCCGCGUGUUGCCGGGAGGAGGAGCCCAUGGAAGCACACGGGAUCAGAGCAUCUGAGCUACCCCACCUGCAACAGAGACUUGUGGCAAGACCUGAGAGGUGUGCCGUUCAGCUUCCCUGCCGCAGAGCUUUUCCGCACGAACUCAGAAAGGCUCUGCAAAGCCCCCAGACAGAAGCGAAACUCCAGGGGAGGCUCCCUAGGGCCUUGAGAGCCAUGACAGGUAUGACCGAAUGAAGUCGGCCAAGCCACAGGAUGUGGCGUCUCCUUGUACCAAGUCCACUGCCCUCUUUGGGAGAUGACAUGGGCAGAACUCACAGCCACCACUACCACAUGCUGGACCUAACCAAGGCCACCUCCUCCCCACUCGUCUGUCAUGGCUCUCCAUCACAGCCUCCGGGGGGAGGGCAGCAUCUCGAUCCCUCCAGGCUUCAGCUGGAGAAGGAUGCCGGAACAAGUGGCUGGGUUGACCAAUUUGGUUUUGGGUGUUACCUGGCCACCUCCUGGAACUCCUGUCCAUCACCUCCUGGAUGGAUCCCACUGUUAGAAAGCUACAGAGGAUACUCGUGUCAUGGGGAAAUUUCCACACCAUCAGCCACGAUCCCAGCGCAAAACCCUUACUCAAAUGUCUUCAUUGACUUCAGUGUUCCAUAGUACCUGAGAUUUUAUUUUGAGAUAUCAUCAGGGUGAGUUGCACCACUUGUACUUGAUUCUAAUUGCCCCCUGGCAAUCUGGGAAGGGUUCAGACGGCAGGCACUCAGCCAACAGUAUGAACGGUGAGCAUUGCUUUAGGGUUGUUAGAAGGAAAACACUUUCUGUACAUCACUAGUGUAGACUCAAAAGAUAUGCAAGUGUCAAAUAUGCAAAAGAAAUAGCUUAUUCAAAGAGACUGUAUGUUACUGAAGAACAGAAUAAAAUCUGAUUUUUUUUUUUACCUGCAAAAAUGGAAGGAAAAAAGAAAUCCCCAAUUGAAAUGCCCA
This is a messenger RNA of Callorhinus ursinus (northern fur seal), 3498 nucleotides long. The record is from RefSeq and is a predicted model, not a curated record. NCBI's taxonomy places the organism in Eukaryota, Metazoa, Chordata, Mammalia, Carnivora, Otariidae.